ACUGCAUACCUUCUUGAAUGUGACCAUGGACGCUGCCGAUGCUACGAAAAGUCAACAUCUUCCCAGGUACUCACUCAUACGCAGUGUACCAAGGUCAUAGCAGAUGCCUCCCGACACGGGACAUUCCUCUUCAUUCUCCAUGCCAUCCCAUCCCAUCCCAUCCCAUGCUCUGGUCCAUGGAUCCCAGCCCAACCCCCAGUGGGGUGUAAGUGGGCAGAUUGGCCACACCCCACCACAGUUCCAAGCCCGUCUUCCUCUUCCGCCUCUCGAUUCUCAAGUCUCUUGAGUCUGCAGUGCUGCACAUCGUACCCCUGGCCCGCUGGGGUUUAUUCGGUCUGUCCAUCCAAAUCACCCGGUUGGACGCGCUUACAGCAAGUUUGGCAAUUGGCUUUUUCAUUACUGUUAUCGCUUUGUAUCUUGUUCCAUCAGGAAGCCCAGUCCCGCAGUCAGAGGCCAGAAGCCGCAGCAGCAGCAAAGCACCCCAUCUUUCAAUCUCUGACCCUUAGCUCCUCUUUGCCCGUCCGUUACCCAACCUAG
This is a messenger RNA of Colletotrichum paranaense, 537 nucleotides long. RefSeq lists its product as uncharacterized. The annotation marks the transcript as partial. NCBI's taxonomy places the organism in Eukaryota, Fungi, Ascomycota, Sordariomycetes, Glomerellales, Glomerellaceae. The record is from RefSeq and is a predicted model, not a curated record. The transcript has a single exon.